Lottia gigantea (owl limpet) is the source of this 916-nucleotide messenger RNA. RefSeq lists its product as hypothetical. The transcript is spliced from 3 exons. NCBI's taxonomy places the organism in Eukaryota, Metazoa, Mollusca, Gastropoda, Lottiidae. The record is from RefSeq and is a predicted model, not a curated record. The coding region runs from base 15 to 833 and encodes 272 amino acids.
CUUUCUCCGAGAGAAUGACAGGAAUAUUUCUGAAGAUAAUAGGGCUUUAUGUUCUGUGUAUAGCUCUACAUGUUAUACCAGUGCAAACACGGGAUACCUUGUGGCAAAAGACAACUUUCAAUUCCAAUAAUGUGCAUGACGGUUUUAAAGCUUUAGAUGAGAAGCAAUUUAACGAAGGAUCCUUGUCUGUUGCAAAUGAUCCGACUGGUGGCUCCCGUGACGUUGUCAAGGUAUUUAUAAAGAAAGGCAGCUAUGUAAAAAUCAAGGACAAAAGAGGAGCUCAGUUCUAUACUGAUGUUGGCUCAAAAGACACCAUGACUCUCUCUUACCAAGUAUAUUUCCAGACAGGGAUGGACUUCGUAAGAGGUGGAAAGCUACCUGGGCUGUAUGGAGGUGAUCCUGGGUGUUCUGGAGGAAGACAGUCUGUUAACUGUCUGUCCACUAGAUUUAUGUGGAGAAGUAAUGGCGACGGUGAAGUUUAUGCUUAUAUACCGCGGAACCAAGAUGCCAACUUUUGUAACAGUAACGAUGUGUAUUGCAAUCCUGAUUAUGGUACUUCCAUUGGUAGAGGAUCUUGGAGGUUUAGAACUGGACGAUGGGAGAGAAUUGUACAACGAAUAAAACUAAAUAGACCGGGAAAGAAGAACGGACGCAUUCUCGUGUGGUUCAAUGGCAAAAAAGUUGUUGACAAACGAAACGUCAUCUUGAGAGAGAAUAGUAGUGUUAAGCUAAGAGGUCUCUUCUUUUCAGUUUUUUUCGGCGGAAGUUCUUCAUCAUGGGCAACAACUGCAGAUUCCAGUAUCUAUUUCCGCAAUUUUAGAAUUACAACAUGAUAUCAUUUAGUUUGCAAAGUCAUUGAAUUUGUCAAAUAUUGUAAAAUGUAUUGACAGUGAAAAUAAAUAGUUUCUUAUUGCAA